AUGCUCUGGCCCGCGGCCUCUCCGCUGCUGCGCGCCAGCUACCGGAGCCUCAGCGGCACGCCGAUCUACGGGCCCCGCUCGCACCCAGGAGAGUCUCCGGUCCCCUGGCGAAGGCGGCCGCAAGGGGAUGGCAGCUGUCUGCGCAGGCCGCUGGGGCUGCCGCUGGAGACACGCCGGGGUCGCCCUUCAUGCUGCCCCAGUCGCACAAUGCGGAGGUCAUUGGCGACCUGGCGCCAUGUCUCGAGGAUCGAAGCCACGCCCGGUCAGGCCUUCAACGCCGACUUCACGCUCAACGCGGACGCACCAGAGUUCACGCCUGGGGUGUUGGCCAUCAACGAAAUCACCACUCCCGAGCUGGGGCAGUCCAUGCCGCCUGAGGUUCUGCAGUCGGUGCUCAUCUCCACAGGUGCGGUCGACGGCAUGCAGGUCGAUGGGCUGUCGUGCGACGGGCUCGCCGGGGAGGCGCCGGGAGCCGCCGGGCUCCGCGUCGACGCGCCGGUCGAGGGCAUGGGGAUGGACAUAGGGAUGGACAUGAUCGGGGUCGAGGCGCUGGAGGCCGGGUUCGACCCGCAGGCGGCGCAUUGGCUUCCCGAGGUUCGAGGCCUCACGGGUUGGACGGUCAUCUGGGUUGGCGAGCGGGCCUUCCGCGCCUCGGGCGCGAAGAAGGACCAGAUCGGCCAGGAGGGUUUCCUCGUGAAGGUUUACCGGAGCCAGGCGGAGUCGCGGGCUCUCAUCGCCUACCUGUGGGAGCACAGCGCAGGCGACCUCCAGGUUAUCGUAGAUGCUGACGGUGGAACAGGCGACCCGGAGCGGCUGUGCGAGGAGCUGGGGCUGCCCGAGGACCAGCCGCACGGCGUGGCCAUUGCGCGGAGAGCUGGGACGAAAUCAUGUGCUUCCUGCGCAACAUCGCCACGGUGGCGUGCUGCAUGGCGGGCGCCGCCGCGGGCUUCAUGGCGGCCGACGGUGCGUACGGCGUCUGUCAGGUCCAGGCCGUGGAGGAGCCCGCCGCGCCGGAGCCCAGCGGCGGCGGGAGGCAGAAGGAGAGACCCCCCGAGGGGCGGCGGCGCGUCCUCAUCAGCGGGCGCCGCGCCCGCGGGCGCGUCCUCGGCGGGCGCCGACGCGAACGCCGACGGCGCGGACGGCAAGUGGACGCUCCUGUGGGUCUCCGAGCUCGCCUUCAAGCCCUCCGCGGUGGCGCUGAAGGCCCGGCUCGAGGCACUCGGCUGCCAGGUGAAGGGCUACAAGGCCCACCGAAAUGCGGCGAGGGCGCUGGACAAGAAACGCACCCUGACGCGCACGAUUGCGCUUGUCAGCUCGGGGGAGGCGGUCCCGCUGCUGGCCUACUUCACCUCGCGCCCAGAGCUCGGCGUGGUGCCCGCCGUGGUCGAGUCCGCGCCGCGGGGCGCGUCCGUCCGGAGCAGCGAGCACGUCGAGGUCGUCGAGGAUUUUGAGGCGGCCGUCGUGGCGAUCCAGCGCGUCGCGGCCAACGCGGGCUUUACGUAA
Molecule: messenger RNA, 1503 nt
Organism: Prorocentrum cordatum
Lineage: Eukaryota; Dinophyceae; Prorocentrales; Prorocentraceae
Source: the annotation of a GenBank genome assembly